UAUGUCCCUUGAAAGUAUGAAAAAUCGUGAUUUUUGCUUGUUGUUCCUCUAGAGGUCCCAAUUUUUAUCUGAUUUAAAAAAAACAUUUGUAUUCAUCACCAUUACAUUAUAAUGAUGAUUGAGUUCGAAUUUUAUAAAAAUCGGACCGAAACUACCUGACAAAAAUGCCACUCCUCGUACGCAAACCCUGUAGAGGUCACAUAUUUUAUAUCCGAAUUGAAUGAAACUUAAAAUAUAUGUUUAUAUCCCAAAGAUCUGGGUUCCUCUUGAUACUUGCGCGUAUCGAAUCGUUACUUCCUGGAUUAUGGCCCCUGAUUUUACGAAAAAUCACGUUUUAGUUUUUUGGUUUUUUCUCUGUUCAUUUCUUACAAAAUGUGGGCAUAUAUGACAAAGUGUAAUGUCUAAGUCUGUUACUACCAUGUGGUCUGAAUCCGAUUACUAAUUCAAGGGCAAAUAACUCGCCUGAAACCGAUUCUCUUUCAGUCGAUUUAAAAGGUGAAAAAAGGUUGGAAUUAAAAAAUUGGGGUCAAAGUUCACUACUCUAGAUUCUGUCAACCAGUGGCAAUACUCACUAAUUUUCGCUAUUUAGACAAUCGAGUCUACGAUGACAUUUAAAAAUUGUACAUGUGACUAUUAUAUGAUAGUUCAAAAAUAGAUAAUAUAUUGAAAAUUUCCUUCAAAUUACUUUAUUCUGAGGGAAAAUAUUAACCUUUGAAGGUUUGAAAAGAUGUGUGCACUGAUUAUAACCACAGUACUGGUUGUUAGGAGUUAAGCGACCCCCCCACUUCACCAUUGACCAUUCUAAUGGUUUGUAAAUAAGUGAAUAAGAAUGUCUAAAUGUGGUUUUAAUAGUACAACAAUUCAUAAUCCUGAAACUCAACUAUCUCACCAAGUUCUUCUAGCAUGUGAAAGAGGAAAAUUUGAACAUUUUGAGGAGUAUUUGGAGAAAAAUAAGGAGAUAAAUAUAAAUGAACAGGAUUCAAAUGGUUCUACUGCUCUUCAUUUUGCUGUAGCUCAGAGUAAUGUAAAAUGCUUGGGCAUUUUGUUAAAAUAUAAUGCCAAUACAAACAUAAAAGAUGAAAAUGGAUUUACACCUUUAGCUUUAGCAGCAGGCCGCUAUGCCAAUUCAUCUGUAUCAGAAACUUUGUUAAAUAAAGGAGCUGAAGUGAACAGUGUCAAUAAAUAUGGGAACUCUUCGUUACAUACUGCAGUUUAUGCUGGAGAUAUACAUUGUGUACAAAUUUUGAUGAAACAUGGAGCUGAUGUAACAAUUCAAAAUAAAAAAGGAAAAACACCUUUAGACCUGGCGAAGAAGUUAGAUAAUGAAGAUAUAAUUGCUGUUAUUAGGACUUCUACAAAUUUAAUGUGUGCACAUUGUAGUCAGAAACCUAAAACCGGGCUGAAAAAAUGUACCGGUUGUAAAGCAGCCCAGUAUUGUAGUAAAAUCUGUCAAAAAUUAGACUGGAAAUAUGGUCAUAAACAGAUAUGCUCUGGUUAUGUAUUAACAACACUUGUUGUCAAACAGGCAGAUCCUACUGAAAUAUUACGCUUAUCUAAAAAUAAAUUUAUUGUUAAAGUUCAGAUUGAAUUGGCAUGGCGUGGUAAUACACAAGUAUCAGCAACAGAGAACAUGAUGGUCUAUAAUAAAGAUAAAAAGUUUAUACACUUUAUAUUUUCAAAUAGUCAAGAGAAGGUUUGUAAAUUGCUGGUGGAAAAAAUCCAAAAUGAAGGAUUUAUGGGUGUUAAGGCCUUCUUUUGGGCAGAAUUUGAUGCCACCCUAAACAACCGAGUAAAAAUAUUCUACAGAGAGAUGGCACCUUUUCAAGACUGGUAGUGUCAAGAUAAACAUAUGGAUGGACUAUUCCUAUAUAAAUACUAGAAAGUGACAGUAACAUGGAGAAUGUUUUAUAUGGCAUAUUUUUAUAUGAUGUUAAAAGAGAUUGAUGAACUGCAUGAUACAUUUAGGUCUAUUUCUUAUGUUUCUUUAGAAAAUGGUAUUGCAGGUUAUUCAUAUUUUAUUUAUAAGUAUUAAUCAUUUUGUCUUUAACUUACAAAUUAAGUUGCGGGUAACUGUCAAACACUUUACAUAAACAAAGUACAUAUGCUUUAAACACAUGCUAUUAAAUGUAAAAACUAUCUGAUUCACUUACAGUCAGUUGUAUGAAGAGUAGCUAUUAUAGCAAACAAUGAUUGACAGUUACCCUCAUAACAUCACAGCCAUUGUUGUAUGUAGAGGAGACAUGAUGUGUACCUCAUUGUCUGAAUUAAUGAAACUACUGCCAUUUUCAAACUCUGAAAGUGGACAAUAUUUGUUGGCGAGUACACAAUUUAAUUACAUAUUCUUAAAUGAAUGGUUAUGUAUGGAUGUUUGGUAUAUGGUUUUGUGGUAGGAUUAAACUGUAAUUGUGGGAAUGAAUAUGAUUUAAACUGCCAGUUUAGAUAAAAUGGUAAAUGUUUUCUUUGUUUAUGUGUAAGUAUUGUUCUUAUCUCUUUUUGUAAAAAUAUUUUUGGGAUCAGCUAAUUUAUUAUUUGUCACAUGGUGUGUAUAUUUAUUAUUAAAGUAAAAAUUGAGCUAAUAUUA
Messenger RNA from Patella vulgata (common limpet), 2581 nucleotides. RefSeq names its product ankyrin repeat domain-containing protein 24. Gene Ontology annotation, molecular function: protein binding. The record is from RefSeq and is a predicted model, not a curated record. NCBI's taxonomy places the organism in Eukaryota, Metazoa, Mollusca, Gastropoda, Patellidae. Bases 830 to 1834 code for a protein of 334 amino acids. The transcript has 10 exons.